AUGGCAAUCAAUACUCCAGUAAUUUACAAGAUUAGAGAAUUAACUCCGCGCGAAAAGAAAUUGAUCAAAGCAUCGAUUCCAAUACUCGACGAGGAUGUAUUAACUUCCAAGUUUUACAAUCAUAUGCUCACUGAUUUUCCAGAAGUGAGACCUUUUUUCAAUGAAACCCAUCAAAAGACGAUGAAACAACCCAGAAUUUUGGCGUUUGGUUUAUUGCAUUACGUUAAGAAUAUUGAUGACCUAGCUCCACUUACAACAUUUGUAAAUCAAAUAGUUGUUAAGCAUGUAGGUUUACAAGUUAAACCGGACCAUUAUCCUAUUGUUGGACAAUGUAUUUUGGAUACGAUGAAGACUUUAUUAGGUGACAGAAUUGCGACAGAAGAAUUUUUAACUGCUUGGGCAACUGCGUAUGGCAACUUAGCUCAAACCUUGAUCAACGCGGAAGCUGAUAAAUAUAAGUCAAAUGAAUGGGAUGGUUUCCGUGAUUUCAAUAUUUCACGUAUUGUGAACGAAUCUAAAAACGUUAAGUCCGUUUAUUUCAAACCUGUUGAUGGCGGAAAAAUUGCUAUUCCAAAGAGAGGACAAUAUGUUUGUAUAAGAUUCAAAUUACCAGACUCAGAAACGGAGAAGGGUAGGGAAUAUUCUCUUUCGCAAUAUCCAAGUUCUGAUGAAUAUCGUAUUUCUGUUCGUUUAGUCGAAGAUGGUCAGAUUUCUCCAUUUAUACAUAACGGAUUACAAGUUGGUUCUACUAUCCGUGUUACUCCCCCAGCAGGUCAAUUUGUAUAUCGCGAAGCUAACUCUGAUAAAUCGGUUGUUUUAUUUGUAGGAGGUAUUGGAAUUACUGGAUUAGUUUCAAUCACUGAAAAGGCUUUAGAAAGUGGUCGUCAGGUGUACAUGCUCAAUUCUAAUAGACAAGUUGAAACCAGACCUUUUGCUAAGUGGUUGCAAGGCUUAAAGGAAAAAUAUGGAGAUAAAUUCAAGCUAAUUGAGUUUACCUCGAAUGAAUCUGAUUCGGGUCUUCAUGCUAUCGACAAGUUGGAAUCUCGUAGAUUAGCUGCUCAAGAUUUUGACUUUGUUAAACCAAACUUCGAUUAUUACAUGUUAGGUCCUAACCCAUAUAUGAAAUUUGUUAAAGGAGAGUUGUUGAAUAGAGGCAUUGAAGAAUCGGCAAUCACUUCUGAGUUUUAUGGUCCUAUGGAAGUAUAA
Messenger RNA from Debaryomyces hansenii CBS767, 1206 nucleotides. RefSeq names its product DEHA2G25014p. Gene Ontology annotation, molecular function: nitric oxide dioxygenase [NAD(P)H] activity; oxygen binding; heme binding. The record is from RefSeq and is a predicted model, not a curated record. Lineage: Eukaryota; Fungi; Ascomycota; Pichiomycetes; Serinales; Debaryomycetaceae. Bases 1 to 1206 code for a protein of 401 amino acids. Gene Ontology annotation, cellular component: intracellular anatomical structure. The transcript has a single exon. Gene Ontology annotation, biological process: cellular response to nitrosative stress; nitric oxide catabolic process.